Messenger RNA from Microtus ochrogaster (prairie vole), 2161 nucleotides. It is a transcript of the gene Slc2a5, whose product is annotated as solute carrier family 2 member 5. The record is from RefSeq and is a predicted model, not a curated record. Lineage: Eukaryota; Metazoa; Chordata; Mammalia; Rodentia; Cricetidae. Gene Ontology annotation, molecular function: D-glucose transmembrane transporter activity; fructose transmembrane transporter activity. Gene Ontology annotation, biological process: dehydroascorbic acid transport; fructose transmembrane transport. Gene Ontology annotation, cellular component: plasma membrane.
UUCUCGGUGCCCGAAAGGGUUAUUCUGAUUUAGACUGGCAAUAAAAAUGCAAUUGGCUGGGAGUUGGCAUGACCAAAGUGCAUUCUAAAUGUCUUCCCUCCGCACACGGCACAGCUGGCACUUUGUGGAGCUGAGCUGCAGGCUGCCCUUGCGGAGCAACGAUGGAGAAAGAAGAGCAAGAGAAGAAGGAAGGGAAAUUGACCCUGGUGCUGGCCCUCGCAACAUUGAUAGCUGCCUUCGGUUCAUCUUUCCAAUAUGGGUACAACGUGUCUGCUGUCAACUCACCAUCAGAGUUCAUGCAACAAUUUUACAACAACACCCACAACGAAAGAACCGGGGAUUUCCUUGAUUCCUUCACCCUGACGCUUCUGUGGUCCGUGACGGUGUCCAUGUUCCCCUUUGGGGGCUUCAUAGGCUCUCUCCUGGUUGGACCCUUGGUAGAUAAAUUGGGCAGAAAGGGGGCCCUGCUCUUCAACAAUAUAUUCUCCAUCAUCCCAGCCAUCCUAAUGGGGUGCAGCAAAGUUGCCAAAACCUAUGAGCUUAUCAUUGCUUCCAGACUUCUGGUUGGAAUAUGUGCAGGUGUAUCUUCCAAUGUGGUCCCUAUGUACUUAGGGGAACUGGCCCCUAAAAACCUGCGAGGGGCUCUUGGGGUGGUGCCCCAGCUCUUCAUCACCGUCGGCAUCCUUGUGGCCCAGCUGUUUGGCUUUCGGGAUCUCUUAGCCAAUGAGGAAGGCUGGCCGAUCCUCCUGGGGCUGACUGGGGUGCCUGCAGCCUUGCAGCUCAUUCUCCUGCCCUUCUUCCCCGAGAGCCCCCGCUACCUGCUGAUUCAGAAGAAAGACGAAUCAGCUGCUGAGAAAGCCCUGCAGAGGCUUCGAGGUUGGGAAGACGUGCAGUGGGAAAUAGAGGAGAUCCGGAAGGAGGACGAGGCUGAGAAGGCCGCGGGCUUCAUCUCUGUGUGGAAGUUGUUCAAGAUGCGGUCCCUGCGCUGGCAGCUCAUCUCCAUCAUUGCCCUCAUGGCCGGGCAGCAGCUGUCAGGAGUGAACGCGAUCUACUACUACGCUGACGAGAUCUACCUCAGCGCAGGUGUGAAAAGCAACGACGUCCAGUUUGUGACAGCUGGGACAGGGGCAGUCAAUGUGUUCAUGACCAUUGUCACGGUAUUUGUGGUAGAGCUUUGGGGACGGCGACUUCUGCUCCUCAUUGGCUUCUCCACCUGCCUCACCGCCUGUAUCGUGGUGACAGUCGCACUGGUGCUGCAGAGCACCAUCACCUGGAUGCCUUACGUCAGCAUCGUCUGUGUCAUCGCCUACGUCAUCGGACAUGCCCUGGGGCCCAGUCCCAUCCCUGCCCUGUUCAUCACCGAGAUCUUCCUACAAUCCUCCAGGCCAGCUGCCUACAUGAUCGGGGGCAGCGUCCACUGGCUCUCCAACUUCGCUGUGGGGCUUAUCUUCCCAUUCAUUCAAGUGGGUCUCGGUGCCUACAGCUUCAUCAUCUUCGCGGUAAUCUGUCUCCUCACCACCAUCUACAUCUUCAUGGUCAUCCCUGAGACCAAGGGCAAGUCAUUCAUUGAGAUCAAUCAGAUUUUCGCCAAGAAGAACAAGGUGUCAGACGUCCACCCAGACAAGGAGGAACUCCAAGACCUCCCACCUGCCAUGGUUCAGUAGCAGCCGAGCCCACAGAGCUGGUCUGCGUGGACCUUUCUCCUGGACUUUGGUUCUGGCUUCUUGUUGUCUGUGACAUUGGAAGUGAGAUGAGCCUGGCGGGGAAUGCCAGCCCCGUCACCAGCCUCCAUCUAGUGGUGACAUCUGACCUCUCUCUCCAUUUGUGCUUUUCUGAUGUCUCUAAGCAUAGAGGCCAGUCAGAGGCUCUCGUCACCCUCAAUGCCGUCCCUCCUCUUUGCUGAGCUGACUGUGGUGGGGGUCCUGUAACAUAGCCUUUCUAACAAAAACAGAUGUGAGGGUCACAUUAUGCCAGCAAGGUGACCCUUCUGUGGCUCCCAUGUGCCUCGGGGGUCACUGGCCUUUGCUCGGGAGUGAAGUCAUCCUUUCUCCUGACCCAGCGUUGUCACCGAGCUUGGAAAGAGACCACGGGAAGAGUUGUUAACUAUAAAUGAUAGUAUUAGUGGAACAUGGUGUCACCUCCAUAUAGCCAAUAAAACACA